AUGAGGACGGGAACCCUGCAACGCCACAUCCUGGUCACCCGAAUCGAAAGCGCCAAAAUUUGGGCGGCGCCGGUCCUCUGGAAUGGGAUGCCACCUCAAUCUUUCCCAGAUACGACCGCCGCUCCUGCAGAACCGUCCACAGGCUGUCCGUCGAAUCGAUCAAGGUGCGAUGCUUCGACGGGGUGUCCUGCGGUCCAGUCUCUCGAUGAUGGAACGUCUGACGAACAACCAGGUCGAGACGGACUGGACUCUGGCAUGCUCUACCCUGCAUCCCCAUUCAGGAACAGCGGCAGCGAAUUGGCGCUCGACGCGGUCACGUCCGAACCAGAUUUGCCCCACAUCAUCAAUGACCUAUUCGAUCUAUAUCUACGGUCACCGACCACCUCUCCGUCACCAUCCGACACUGCAAGGAGCCUGAGUGGCACAAUUACCGUUCAACGCGACGGAUACAUUCGCAAAACGCCGAGGAAGAUGGAGCACCAUGUAAGGGACCGCUGA
This is a messenger RNA of Rhinocladiella mackenziei CBS 650.93, 498 nucleotides long. RefSeq lists its product as uncharacterized. The coding region runs from base 1 to 498 and encodes 165 amino acids. The record is from RefSeq and is a predicted model, not a curated record. The transcript has 2 exons. Lineage: Eukaryota; Fungi; Ascomycota; Eurotiomycetes; Chaetothyriales; Herpotrichiellaceae.